Peronospora belbahrii is the source of this 654-nucleotide messenger RNA. Lineage: Eukaryota; Oomycota; Peronosporomycetes; Peronosporales; Peronosporaceae. The record is from the annotation of a GenBank genome assembly.
AUGGCAGAACUCCCGAUAAUUGACAUGUCGUACGACUGCGAUGUAUACGAACCAGCUGAAGAUACUUUUCUAUUUGUGGAUGCGUUGCAAGCUGAACUACCUCAACUAGUAGCACUAGACCCUACAAUCUGCGUCGAGAUUGGUUGUGGUAGUGGUGCAGUGUUUGUGUAUUUGGCAACCCAGUUGCAGCAAUUGGGAGUACAGUCAAUGUUUCUAGCGACCGACAUCAAUCGAUUGGCAACAAGUGUGGCACAACAAACGGCAAUGAAUAACGGAGCUCAGACGUUUGAUCUCGUGCGCACAGACCUGUUGCAAUGCUACGAACAUCGGAUACAGGGUUUAGUUGAUGUGUUAUUGUUUAAUCCACCGUACGUGCCAACACCGUCGAAGGAAGUUGGAUCAAUGGGUAUUGAAGCUGCUUGGGCAGGAGGUCGUCACGGUCGUCAAGUGAUUAAUCGAUUGCUGCCAAAACUCAAGAAUCUCUUAUCUCCUCAAGGAAUCUUCUACAUGGUUGUCAUAGCAGAGAACAAACCCAACGAGAUUGCUACAAUUCUAUCCAAGGACGAGUUUCAAAUGACGGUCAUUUGCACAGCAAAAGCUCAGAACGAGCGACUGUCGAUUCUUAAAUUUACGAGAAAACUGAUGGAGAAGUAA